AGGUUGGAGGGGCUUGAAGAAUUGUUGCAGUAGUUCUCUCUAUUCCUCGCUCCAGAAGAUUUCAAUAUUUGUUAUUGUGGAAGAAAAUAAUUAGUCUGGAACAGAGGAGCAGAAACUUGAGUUGUCAGUGACUUCCUGGCUUUCCUUUCUCUAUUGAUCAGAGGAACAAAAAAAGUGUAGCUUCUGAGCUGAAUGAUGACAACAUUGCAUAGUAAAGAAGAAUAUGGGAAAGGAUCAAAAAAAACCUUCACCCCACCUGCUCAAAAAUUGCAUAGCCUGAUGCCCUAUAACCCUAACUUACCCAAAGAGAAGACCUUGGGGAUCAGUUCUCUGGAGGCAGAGUCCAGAGCAAACCUGCUAAAGGCCAGGUUAGAGAAGAAGGAGGAGGAAGAAACCACAGAAAAUGGUCCAAGCAGUUGCCAGGAGAAAAAAGUAAAGGCUCAAGACAAUAAGCAAGCAGAGAAGAAAGAAAAGGAAAAAUCAAGCCUUACCAAUGAAGAGUUUGAGGAGAUUGUCCAGAUUGUGCUACAGAAGUCACUUCAACAGUGCUUAGGGAUAGAAUCUAGCCUUAAUUUUGCAGAGACUUCCUGUGUCCAGCCCAUAAGAUGUACCCAGUUAGAUAAGGAACCAGCAAUUGCUUCUUCUACUGAUAAUGAUAAUGCUGAUAGAGAGAGGGUAAUGGUACCUCAUAUUCUAGCAAUUUUAGCCUCUCAGGAAGAUGGAAUAAUCUCUGAGAUAAACACAUCUAAGCCAGGCCAACCAGAUCCUGCACUCUCUGAGAAGAAAUUCGGUAAACUCUCCUUAAGGAAAAGAAAGAAAGCUCAAGAUGAGAAAAUGAAGAAAGCCCAACAUGGACAUGAGCAUAGACAGAAAGACCAACCAAAGAAAAUUGUUCAGGAUCAUUCUCAGAUGAGGGACCAACGAAAAGGAGAGGAAAGUGGUUUUGGUCAAUGUCUAGUCUGGGUCCAAUGUUCUUCCCCAAACUGUGAGAAAUGGAGGAGGCUUCAUGGGAACAUUGACCCCUCAGUGCUUCCAGAUAAUUGGUCCUGUGACCAGAAUACAGACUUGGAGUACAAUCGCUGUGAUAUCCCUGAGGAGACCUGGAUAGGGCGCGAAAGUGAUGUGGCCUAUGCCUCCUAUAUCCCAGGAUCCAUCAUCUGGGCCAAACAAUAUGGUUACCCCUGGUGGCCAGGCAUGAUAGAAUCUGAUCCUGACCUGGGGGAAUAUUUUCUUUUUGCUUCUCAUCUUGAUUCCCUGCCGUCUAAGUACCAUGUGACAUUUUUUGGAGAAACAGUCUCUCGUGCUUGGAUCCCAGUCAAUAUGCUAAAGAACUUCCAGGAGCUGUCUCUGGAGCUAGCUGGAGUGAAAAAGUUCAAGAACAAGGACUGCAGUCAGAAACUGGGGGCAGCCAUGAUAAUGGCUCAGGAGGCAGAGCAGAUCAGUAUUCAGGAGCGGGUUAAAUUGUUUGGUUUCUGGAGCAGAUACAAUGGAUCUGACAAUAAUGGGGAAGGAAAAGUUCUAGACUUAAUGCUCUCUGGGGCUAAGAGCCCAGAUUCCUCCGUGGAGAAAGAAGAAGCGUCAUACUUGGAGGAGGAGGAGAAAGAGAAAAAAGCCCUGAGAAAAAAUUUAAAGUUUCCCAAAGCAAGGUUUCAGUAACCAGCUUUUCUGAAGAAAAAGAGGUUAGAAUGGUGCCAGAGGGCCUGACCCUACCAGCUCAUCAUGGGGCCUGUCCUAUCAUGGGGAAAGAAGAGCCUGGAUCUCAGAAGCUAUAGGAGGCUGGAAGGUUCCUCCCUGAUAAUGAAGCUUCCAGUGACCUGGAUCUUGAGCAACUCACGGAAGAUGGAGAAAAGCCAGAGCAGAGGGUGGAGCUGCAGCAUAGAGACGACACUGAGGAGUUAAUCUUCUUUGAGGAGUAGUUCUGUGCUCUUGUGUUUUUCCCCUCUUACAUAGGAGUAGGAGAGAGAGCUUCUCAGAGGGUCCCAGAGAAUUGCUGGGAUUGGCCAUUGUCUACAAGAUUAACUGGCUAAAGUCAGAGUUGUAUGGUUUAUGUGUUAAUAAAAAUAAGUUACUGGCUUAA
Messenger RNA from Miniopterus natalensis, 2077 nucleotides. The record is from RefSeq and is a predicted model, not a curated record. Lineage: Eukaryota; Metazoa; Chordata; Mammalia; Chiroptera; Miniopteridae.